AUGGUCUACGGAGUUCUCCUAGGCGCAUUGAUCAUCGGCAGCGCAGGCUCGGGCUGGUUCUUCAAUCAACGUGCCGGAAGAGGUGAGUUCCCGAGCUUGUACGAAGCCGAUAUCGAGGCGGUGACGAAGGGCUUGGAGCGAAAUCAUUUUACUAGUGCUUACAUCGCUCGUAUCAACGACGUGGACGAUAUAUUGCGCCCAGUCAUUGAGAUCAAUCCUGAUGCGGUGGAUAUAGCGACUGCACUUGAGGAGGAGCGCUCGAAAGGUGCGGUGCGAGGACCGAUGCAUGGCAUCCCUAUACUCAUCAAAGACACGAUCGCCACAAAAGACAAGAUGAACAACACCGCUGGAUCCUACGCGCUCGUCGGAGCCAAGGUUUCAUCUGAUUCGACUAUCGCGAAGAAUCUCAGAGAGGCAGGAGCCAUCAUCCUAGGGAAGACAAACCCCAGCGAAUGGGGCAGCUUUAGGAUACCAUGGGACUCGAGCAAUGGUUGGUCAGCGUAUGGUGGGCAGACAUACGGAGCGUUCUACCCCCGUCAAGAUCCAUCUGGUAGUUCCAGCGGAAGUGCAGUUGCAGCUUCGUUGGGUUUGGCUACCGUAACCCUGGGCGGCGAAACGUAUGGUUCUAUUAUCGACCCCGCCAGUGUCAACAACGUCGUGGGAAUGAAGCCAACCGUUGGAUUUACAUCUCGGCACCUCGUGAUACCAAUCAGCGAACGCAUGGACACCAUCGGCCCCCUAACAAAAACCGUCAAAGACUCCGCCUACGUCCUCCAAAGCAUCGUAGGCACCGACGUAUACGACAACUACACCUCCGCCAUCCCAGAGAACGUCGACAAAGACUUCGUCGGCGCCUGCAAACUCACCGCACUUAGAGGUGCACGUCUAGGCGUACCUCGCAACGUCAUCAACCUCAUGUCAGACAACACAACAUACUCCAUGAUCGCAGCAUUCAACAACACCCUAGACAUCUUACGCUCAGCAGGCGCAUCAGUCAUCGAUACCGAUUUCCCAGCUGCCCAAGACUUCCUAAACGAUACCCUCCUAGCCCUACAUAUCAUGUCCGCCGAUUUCGUCGUAAACAUCGAGUCGUACCUCAAACGCCUCACGUACAACCCGCACAACAUCUCCACCCUCCUCGAACUACGCGCCUGGACACGCCAAAGCCCACUAGAAAGCUACCCCGGCAAAUCAACAGGCGUCUGGGAUUUCGCGCUGGAGAACUGGAAUAACACGACCCCAGAAUUCUGGCAAGCGUACCAAAAAGGUCUGUACUAUGACAACGAAGGAGGAUUGCUUGGAACGAUUAAACGGCACGAUCUUGAUGCUGUUGUUCUGCCGUCGAAGUUUUCUUGGUCCUUUGCUGCUGUUGCUGGGGCGCCGGUUGUGAGUAUACCGAUGGGGGCUAUGGGGGAUGGGCAGCCGGUUGUGACUGAUCCUGAUGGGUUGGUGGGGUCGGCGCCGGGUAUUCCGUUUGGGUUCAGUUUCUUGGGGGAGAGGUGGAGUGAUGCGAAGAUUGUUGGACUGGCACCCACUGCAGAGGAACCACAAUCGAAGGAACGCACAACGGCGCCGAAAAGCCGUCACGCACCCCACCCCUCCGUCGGCACGAUCCCAGACAGACUAGACGACAUAAAAGACUAUGUACGCGGUGUCAGCAGCUACAUCCAAUGGCUCCAAGGCCUCACGGAACACGAACGAUCGAACGUUACUCGCGUCACAGAAAUGAAGCGCGAACUGAAGAGUGCGCAUCGCGAUCUCGAGAAGCUCGAUGCAAAUAUAUACUGCGAAAUUGGAGAUGAGAUUGAGGCACUGGUCAAAGAUGCCAAAAGACAUGCUUGGCGGUCGUAUAAGAACGUGGUGAAGCUUGAAGAGAGGCUAAGAGGGCCGAAGGGAGGCGGCGAUACCGGGGUGAAGCUGCGCAGGAUAUCGGGCCCGCAGAAUGGAGGGAGGAGGAAUACGUCGACGGAUAAUGGGAAGGUUGAAGCGUAUGUUCGUGGCGAUGCGGAGGAGAAGCAGGCGUUUGAUGACGCUCUUGACGUGCAUGGACGGUCUGUUGAAGGCGACCGCUACGAAGACACAUACCUCAUGUCCGGUGGCCUGCCAGUCGGAGAUAUACAACCGCCAGUUGCAGUCCAGAGAGCAGGACGCGCCAACGCCUUCGAGGCGCUGAGGCAACUACCGCGUCUCAUCAUCCACGGAGCGCCAUCGCAAUGCUCGGAGAGCCUACACCUACCCACAACGCAUCCCCUCAAGUUUCCGCAACCGAGAGACGAAGUCAAGCUGCGCGUGCAAGAAGAGGAAGCCAACAUGGAUCCUACCCUGCGCAACCCGUAUAAGGAGCGCCGAGGUAGCUGCAACGGCUUCAUGAUUACUGAGAUGACGAUGCAAGGGAUCGAGGACGCUCGCUUCGUUCUGCCGUAUCUGCACUACAUGAAGCUUCACGAGCUGCGUGCGAUCAAAGAGUGGCUGAGCAAUGCAGGCUUCAUUGCAAGCUCUGGCUCGAUGAGUCGCAUGGAGAAGGCGCUCCUGUGUAUACAGCUCCUGCAGACUGGCUGUCGAUACGAAACGUUGGCUGUGAUCCACUCGCGCUCGCCGCGCCAGGUCAUGGAGUCGUGCAAUGAAGUCAUGCGAGCGUUGCUGCAAUGGCAUCGAAUGACGGUCGACGAUGGCGACAUAGGAGAUCAGGCCGAAUACAUCGUUCUCUGGGGUAUCUGGCACAAGUACGUCGUCUCUGAUGGAAGAGCAGGGCUGUACUUUGGUUUCGACUGGACAUGUCUCGCCAAAGUCCUCGUCGCACUCAAUGUGUACAUGGGCCGCUGGCGCAUGCAGGGCAAGUUUGCCAUGGACGGUCCUGCAUUUGCAUGGGGCAAGUUCUUCGUGCCGGCAGUCGAUGGCAGAGAAGUCCCGGAUACGAUGGAUGGAAACCACGGAGAGCGUAAUGACGCCGAGAGGAGGUCUCUGGAGGAGGUGGCUCGGCGGGGUACAACUGUGUGA
Alternaria ethzedia is the source of this 2997-nucleotide messenger RNA. RefSeq lists its product as uncharacterized. The coding region runs from base 1 to 2997 and encodes 998 amino acids. The record is from RefSeq and is a predicted model, not a curated record. NCBI's taxonomy places the organism in Eukaryota, Fungi, Ascomycota, Dothideomycetes, Pleosporales, Pleosporaceae. The transcript has 7 exons.